Molecule: messenger RNA, 947 nt
Organism: Pteropus alecto (black flying fox)
Lineage: Eukaryota; Metazoa; Chordata; Mammalia; Chiroptera; Pteropodidae
Gene: TMEM88
Product: transmembrane protein 88
Exons: 2
Coding region: 65-541 (158 amino acids)
Biological process (GO): negative regulation of canonical Wnt signaling pathway
Cellular component (GO): plasma membrane
Molecular function (GO): PDZ domain binding
Source: RefSeq, a predicted model, not a curated record
GGGGGAGGGGCAGGAAAAACGGCUAUAAGGGCCACGUCCCAAGCAGACGGGAACCAGGCAGGCCAUGGCGGAUAUCCCCGGGGCGCAGCGACCGCUUCCCGGCGGCCCAGAGCCCCGGGACCCCCUGGACUGUUGGGCCUGCGCUGUGCUGGUCACCGCCCAGAAUCUGUUGGUGGCUGCGUUCAAUCUUCUCUUGCUGGCGCUGGUGCUGGGGACCAUCCUGCUACCCGCUGUCACCAUGCUAGGCUUCGGCUUCCUCUGUCACUCCCAGUUCCUGCGCUCCCAGGCACCCCCUUGUACAGCGCACCUGCGGGACCCGGGCUUCACGGCCCUGCUGGUCACUGGAUUCCUGCUCCUCGUACCGCUGCUCGUGCUUGCCCUGGCCAGCUACCGCCGCCUCUGCCUGCGCCUCCGCCUGGCUGACUGCCUUGUGCCCUACAGCCGAGCUCUCUAUCGGCGCCGGCGCAGCCCGCAGCCGCGGCAAAUCCGGGCCUCACCAGGGUCCCAGGCCGUUCCCACAUCUGGAAAGGUCUGGGUUUGAGGACCCUCGAGUCAAGAAUACUGACGACUACCCUCCCUUUCAGUUGGCCCAAGGACUUGAAGCCUGAGGGGUCUCUCGACCUAUCCUGCCCCCACCCCUGCCUUGGCUGGGUCCUAGAAUCCCUUUGGCAAGCAGCAUCUGUGGACCCAAUGUUGGUGAAAAUUUGCCACACUCUGGAAAACCCUUUCCUCUCACUACCCAUAUCUGAAUCCUGAACAUUUGGGCUGGACCCUGCACACACAAGCCCCUCUCCCCACCCCCACCUCGUGAACAGGACAACUAAACCUCGCUGGUGCCCUGCAGGUGCCCUCCCUUUCCAGUGCAGCUCCUCUAGUAUUUACCGGCUGGUGGGUGAGUUUGGAGGGGAAGGAAUGAUCACACAUCAAUAAAGAAUUAAUGAACUGAA